AUGAAUUCCUAUUUUGUCAACUCCUCUUUCCCGGUGACGCUACCGGGAACGGGUGGAAGCGGGCAGGCGGCGGCAGCAGAGUCGUUUUUGGGUCAGAUACCUCUCUACUCAUCGGGAUACGCCGCCGACCACCCGCUUAGGCACUACCCGGGGGCAGCAGCCGUUACCGCAGCCGUGGCAUACAGCUCCGGCGGACCCGGCGCACACCAGGACAAACCGUACCCGGCAUCCACCUACUACCAGCAGGCGGCCAAUGGAGCAUAUACCGGACACCGAGCGACAGCAGCAGCGGCGGGGGUCGGCGUUGGGGGCGCGACCGGAACCGGUGCCUGCGACUACGCCACGGCAGCGGCGGCAGCGGCGGCCGCAGCUGCAGCCACGAGUUUCUACAGGGAUAAGGAACACCCGUGCGCUCUGGAGGAGCAUCAGCUCGCGCUCAGUCAGGACGGCGUGCAGCGUAAAACAGAAUGCGUAGGGCUCAGUGCAAAGGGGCUAUUCGGAGAAACGAUGGAAGACAAACAGUCGGCGUCAGUGCCCAUUUAUCCAUGGAUGCAGCGGAUGAACGCCUGCAACGGGACCUUCAGUAGCCCCGGGAGACGCGGUCGGCAGACGUACACCCGCUACCAGACGCUCGAGCUGGAGAAGGAGUUUCACUUCAACCGGUACCUCACGCGGCGACGUCGGAUCGAGAUUGCGCACGCGCUGUGCCUCACGGAGCGACAGAUUAAAAUAUGGUUCCAGAACCGGAGGAUGAAGUGGAAGAAGGAGAACAAGCUGAUCAACUCCUCUUCUACAUCCUCUUCUUCUUCCUCUACGGCGAACGGUGCAGAUGAAGAGGAGAAACGGACUGAGUAA
Molecule: messenger RNA, 855 nt
Organism: Pelmatolapia mariae (spotted tilapia)
Lineage: Eukaryota; Metazoa; Chordata; Actinopteri; Cichliformes; Cichlidae
Gene: hoxb6a
Product: homeobox B6a
Exons: 2
Coding region: 1-855 (284 amino acids)
Biological process (GO): anterior/posterior pattern specification; regulation of transcription by RNA polymerase II
Cellular component (GO): nucleus
Molecular function (GO): RNA polymerase II cis-regulatory region sequence-specific DNA binding; DNA-binding transcription factor activity, RNA polymerase II-specific
Source: RefSeq, a predicted model, not a curated record